GUCUCUCCUCUCAAAAAGAGAAGAAAUAAACGAAGACACUCAGAAGCAAACCAGAGGAAGCUCAGUAUUGAUGGCUGUUGCAAAUUAGGCGUUUCCACUAAAGUUAACCCUCUAUUGAUGUCUUUUUACAAAUUAGGGUUUUCCGCUUGGUCUAACUGUCUGGUAAUCAUUCCCUUGAUGUUAUUGUUUCUCCCCCUUCUUAGGUCACAUUUGCAGUCAAUUGAUUAGAGGUUUCUAGAGAGAGAAAGAGGGGGAAGGGAGAGUGAGAAUGGAUGGUGGAAACAUAAAGCUAUCCCUCGACAAGCUUCCCAUUAGGCGUGUAGAUGCUGUUGAUGAGAAUGGAACUGAGCACUUUCCGCCGAGUGACGUCAACCAAGAUGAGAAGUAUCUCUCAUUGCUGAGACGAAUCGAUUUCACUCCUGUCGUGGAGAAGGAUGCAAAGAAGCAGAAAGUUUCAAGGGAGAACCAGGCAUCACAACAAUGGCCAUGGCAGAGCCUUGUGGAGAAUUUGCGGCAGGCUCACCAUGAACUCUCUGUUAUCAUUGAUCUCGUCCAUAAUGUGGAAGCAAAUGACGCUGUGGCUGUUGCAGGAAUGACACGACCAAAGCCAUUACCUAAUGAAGUUUUAUCUGACCUUGCCAUUUCCACAUCAACCAAGUUACAAUGCUUUCAGCAUGUGGGCAAAUAUUUAAAACAAUCUGCAAAAGCUUUGGAACAUCAGGUUGCAAGGGAGGCAAGAUUCUACGGUUCAUUAAUCAGAUUGCAACAAAAUUGGAAAGUAAAGCGCCAGCGUGCACUAGCUGCCCCUUCAGGAAGUGAGGGCUUCACAUUUGAUUUAUCUGAUAUCUCUCUAUCAGAUCCAUUACUUUUUCGAACAUCUUCUCUAUCUACAGUUCGAAUUGAACACGACUCUACUGGAAUGCUGGCUGUAACAUUGCCUCCAAAUUCAUGUCAUGCAUUGUUCUUAGGGUUUCGUGAUGGUCCCUCAAGUACUAUACCAAUCCAGCCUGCUGGCUCCAACAUUGAUUCUUUAAGGGAAGGGUUUGAUUGUGGAGCUAAGAAAGAGACAGCUACUAAUGAAGAUGUCAAUGAAUGCCUGAAGGAAACACAUGCUUUACUACGUAGUAUCCAUCGAGCUAUCUUUGAUGAGCAGGUCUUUGAUUGGGUAAAUCGUGAAGCUUUCAAUGGAUCUCCUGGAGUUAAUGUGACAGGGAUGAGAGAGAAUUUUCUCCAGUUGAGCUUAAAUCCAGAAAUCUCUGUUUGUUUGAAAUUAUUGGCUUCAAACAAGGAUGAUCAGAGUGAAAGCCAAAAUGGCAUUCAUAAUGAAGGCUCUCGGGUGGUAUCUGUGGAUCUAUCUGAGGGGUCCGGAGCUUCGGAUGCGAGGCUUAAGAACACCCAAGAAAAGGAGCAAAAUUGGCUUCCUGAUGCUCUGAGUUGUGAGAUUUAUCUGCAACAGUUGCUCCUUGAAAAUGUAUUUGUUAGAGACAGAGAGAUACGUGCUCCUGUCAAAUGUGGCUCAAAUAAAGUGCAAGGAUCUAUGAAGCCUAUAGGUGAUGGGUUUGGUUUUUUGGGUCAUUUCUGCGUGUCACUCAGCCACAGAAUUUUCUCUCACAAAGUACUUGUAGAUCUUGAAAAUCUGGCAGCAAGAGUUCCAUACGUUCACUUAUUAUCACAUCCUACCUGGAACUCUCGAAUAUCUGCGUGGUCGCUAUAUAUGAAGGUCCCUCAAUCUAUCAUGCACUUGGGUAAAACAAAACCUGAAACAUUUGAUUUGGAAAAAGGGAUCAGGUCACAGUUCUACACUAAAGUUGUUGUGAAUGAUGAAUCCAUAUGCAUUGAAGGAGAAGCUGCACCUAGUGUGGUUGGUCUAUUUAGAAGUGAUUCCGUGGAGGUUCGUUCAAUAAGCGGUUAUCAUUGUGGCUUGGAGGACCUCACCCCGAUGUUGUUGCAACAGGUAGCGAGCCAGGUGGUACAUUGGAUUCAUGAGGAGGCCCUUAUUGUGGGUAUGAAGGUUACUCGAGACUUUUUGAGCCUAUGGUUUGAGGUAGAGCAAGGAGAUCGGCUUGGUCUUGUCGCUCGUAUAGACCAAGACGAUCCACACUGUUGCAUCGGGUGGUGGUUGGUGUUGGAGGAUGCGAGAAUGGAGGGCCAUCCUGAUCUUAGCAAUGGAGGCUCAUCAGAGAGUAAGAAGUUUUUGGGGCAUCUCUCCCUAGAGUCUCUUUAUGCAGUUUUAAUGGAUCUGGUCAGUUUAUGCAGUAGCAGUGGGACUUCAUGAUCUCAUGCAACUCUCUCUCUCUCUCUCUCUUAAAGAAGCUCUUCCACUCGUGAACUUCUCUGUGCUCACUUUAUAUGUGCACUUCUUUCUCUGCGUCCUCUUUUCAUAGAAGCACAUUUAUUCUUGGUUCCUCUCUCAUCUCGCUAAGCAAGCCUCUAGUCAAUUUAUCUUUAGAAGCGCAUUUUCUUUCACAUCAACGCUCCAAGUGAACUUCUGCCAUCAGCCUCUAUGGAAGCUCCUUUGAAUUUCGGGUCCUUUUAUCGCACAUCUUCUGCCAUCGGCUUCUAUGGAAGCUCUUUCGAAUUUUGGGUUCCUUUCAUCUCUCCAUUGACUUUUCUUUUCCCUUUCUCAUUUUUCUGCCCCUCUUCCUAGGUCCCACUUUUCCCCAUUUUCAGUUUUUCUCUUCCUAAGUACCCACUUUUCGAAGUCAAACCUUUUGUAGUUGAUACCCGUUGUAUAACAUUUCAUUGUAAUGUGAAGGAUGUCGUUCCCACUUUUCGUAGUCAAACCUUUUGUAGUUGAUACCUGUUGUAUAACAUUUCAUUGUAAUGUGAAGGAUGUCGUUCCCAUUUUUCGAAGUCGAACCUUUUGUAGUUGAUACCUGUUGUAUAACAUUUCAUUGUAACGUGAAGGAUGUCGUUCCCAGUCAAAGCUUUUGUAGUUGAUACCUGUUGUAUGACAUUUCAUUGUAAUGUGAAGGAUGUCAUUACCACUUUUCGAAGUCAAACCUUUUGUAGUU
Amborella trichopoda is the source of this 3014-nucleotide messenger RNA. RefSeq names its product RNA polymerase II transcription mediator. Gene Ontology annotation, biological process: regulation of transcription by RNA polymerase II. Gene Ontology annotation, molecular function: transcription coregulator activity. Lineage: Eukaryota; Viridiplantae; Streptophyta; Magnoliopsida; Amborellales; Amborellaceae. The record is from RefSeq and is a predicted model, not a curated record. Gene Ontology annotation, cellular component: mediator complex; core mediator complex.